AGGAGCUGCGGCAACGUGGCUUGCACGAGUGGCUGGCGUCACUGUCUUUCGAUAACCCUGAUUGUCCUGACCUGCAGCUGACCAUGGGUGCAGUAAUUGUGGAAGAAAUUAGGGUGGCUGUAGAAGCAGCCACUGGAUUCAGGUGUUCAGCUGGGAUUUCGCACAACAAGACGCUGGCAAAACUGGCCUGCGGGUUAAACAAGCCCAACCGCCAGACACUAGUAUCUUCACGAUUUGUCCCACAGCUCUUCAGCCAAGUGCCCAUCAGCAAUAUCCGUAACCUGGGAGGCAAGCUUGGCACUGCCAUCACAGAUAUCCUGGGAGUAGAGUACAUCGGGCAGCUGACACAGUUCAGCGAGACAGAGCUCCAGACUCACUUUGGAGACAAAACCGGGUCCUGGCUCUAUGACUUGUGCAGAGGAAUUGAAGAUGAACCUGUCAAAAAUCGGUACCUGCCUCAGUCUAUUGGCUGCAGCAAGAACUUCCCUGGGAGGACAGCCCUGGCCACACAGAAGGAGGUACAACACUGGCUCCUGCAGCUGGCCUUGGAGCUGGAAUCCAGACUGAUCAAGGACAGGAGCCAGAACCACCGAGUGGCCAAGCAGCUGAUGGUGGUCAUCCGCAUGCAGGGAGACACCCGAGUGUCGCGCUUUUGCGCUCUGUCCCGCUACGAUGCCCAGAAGAUGUGCAACGAUGCCUUUGCCCUCAUCCAAAACUGCAACAUGGCUGGGGCUCACCAGGCGGCCUGGUCACCACCACUCAUAUCGGUGCUUCUCUCGGCAAACAAAUUCUCAGAGCCUGCCACACUCCUCUCUGCAGGCAUUGCCACCUUCCUGACGAGCAAUACCCAGUCUGAUGGUACUGCCGCAGCCACUUCUACAAGGCCCAGGGUCAAGUUCUUCAGGAGCCCAAGCAAAGAGCACAGGCAGAAGCCAGCCAACGCUAUUGAAUCCUUCUUCCAAAAGGCGACAGAAAGGCAACAGUCACAAACAGUGACAGCCACCAGCCUGCCUGCUGCUACCACUGCAGCGUCACCUCUGCCCAGCUCCCCAGAGCACCAGGAGAGAGAUGGCAUUGGACUUGCCUCUGUGCAAUGUGACCUGGAGUCCCCUGUGAAGUGGAGUCCCAGAGAUGGGAGUCCCACCUCUCAGUAUGAGAGUCUUCCCUGCAAGAAGUUGCUCUCUGAUGCUACACAAACACCCUCGACUCCACCCAGCUCCAGGACCCUUCUGAAAUUAGAGCCAGCUACGGAGGGAAAUGAACAGAAUUUGCCACCCUCUCCUGAGCUUGCCCUGCUCCCUCCAGCCUCGCCGGGGGAUCAGCAGCGCUGUGAGAAGUGUGACCAGCUCGUGCUGGUGUGGGAGUUCCCAGAGCACAUGGACUACCACUUUGCUCUGGAGCUGCAAAGCUCCUUCUUGGAGCCCAGUGCUCCCACUGCUCCAGCAGCAGCUCCCAGCCCAAAGGCUGCAGCUUCCAAGUCUCCUGCCAAGGCAAAGAACAAGCCCAAGACUCCAGCGGGAUCUAGUGCAAAACGACCCAGAGAAGGCGUGACAAGAACUUUAGAUUUUUUCUUUAAGCGCUUACCUCCUUAA
Balearica regulorum gibbericeps (East African grey crowned-crane) is the source of this 1592-nucleotide messenger RNA. NCBI's taxonomy places the organism in Eukaryota, Metazoa, Chordata, Aves, Gruiformes, Gruidae. The record is from RefSeq and is a predicted model, not a curated record.